This is a messenger RNA of Chrysoperla carnea, 1821 nucleotides long. RefSeq names its product ABC transporter G family member 23-like. Gene Ontology annotation, molecular function: ATP binding; ATP hydrolysis activity; ABC-type transporter activity. The transcript is spliced from 8 exons. Bases 4 to 1821 code for a protein of 605 amino acids. NCBI's taxonomy places the organism in Eukaryota, Metazoa, Arthropoda, Insecta, Neuroptera, Chrysopidae. The record is from RefSeq and is a predicted model, not a curated record. Gene Ontology annotation, cellular component: membrane.
UGUAUGCGAGUUCCCAAGGGAUUAAUAUAUGCGUUGUUAGGACCUUCCGGUUGUGGUAAAACCACUUUGUUAUCAUGUGUAGUGGGUUUGAAAAAAAUCCAAACUGGUAAAAUGUUUGUAUUGGGCCAUGAUAUCACCAAAAAAAAUGUAUCAAUGGCUAGAAAUAUUGGUUACAUGCCACAAGAGAAUUCAUUGUAUACAUUUUUUACAAUACGAGAAAUUUUUCAAUAUUUCGGCAUGAUACAUGGUUUAAGUAACGAGGAAAUUGAUGAGAAAUUUAAAUUUUAUACUAAUUUAUUAGACUUACCCAGUGCAAAUCAAUUUAUUCGGUCUUUAAGCGGUGGCGAAUAUCGACGUAUUUCAUUGGCGGUUACAUUAUUACAUAAACCAGAAAUAUUAAUUCUAGAUGAACCCACGGUCGGUGUUGAUACACUUUUACGAAAAACAAUUUGGGAUUAUUUAAAAUAUUUGACAACUAGUGAAAAUAUUUCAAUUAUUAUAACAACACAUUACAUCGAAGAAGCACGCCAAGCAGAUACUGUUGGAUUAAUGAGAUAUGGAUCUUUAUUAACCGAAGCAUCCCCGAAAGAUUUACUUUUAGCUUAUGAUUGUAACACGCUGGAAGAAGUUUUUCUAAAAUUAUGCUCUGAACAAAAUUACAUUAUGGAUAAACGAGACGACACCAAAUCGAAUAAUAACGAAAUUAUUAUUACGCGACGCUUGGAAUCAAAACAUCAGAUAAAACGAGAAGCUCCAUUUUGGGGAAAAUUUAAAGCAGCAUUAAUGAAGAAUUAUUAUUCGCAUAGAAGAAAUGCAUUAAGCUUAGGAAUUAUUUUUUUCGUUCCGAUUUUCCAAACAGUCUUAUUUUUCUUAUGUGUUGGAGUUCCAGCUAAAAAUUUAAAUCUAGCAGUUGUUAAUGAUGAAGUUCCUGAAUUAUAUUCAAAUAAUACUUGUCCAAUUUACAAAGGGUGUCUAUUUAAGUCGUUAAGUUGUCGACUUUUAGAUAAUCUUGAUCCAAUAAAAUUUAGGCAGGUGCCAUAUGCUAAUUUAGAUGCAGGGAAAAAUGCUGUAAAAGCGGGUAAAGCAUGGAGUGUAAUAUAUUUUCGAAGUAAUUUUUCGUCUGCAUUAUUCAAACGAUUAUUAGCACCAGAAAUGUCUAGUGAUGACGUAUUUGAAUUAUCAGAGAUUAGUAUUUGGGGCGAUAAUUCAGUUUCAGAAAAUGCUAUCGAAAUUGAAUUAAAAUUACGAUCGGGCACAAAACAGUUUUUAGAUGAUUUAAUGAUAGCUUGUAAACGAAAUCCCAAAAUUGCCGAUUUACCAAUGAAUGUCGAUAGCUUGUGGACUGACAUUGAUUCGUCAUCUCGACAAGUUUUUAUGUUACCAGCAAUGAUAAUGAGUGUUGUAUUUCUAUUAUCAGUUAUGCCAAUAUCGGGGAGUAUAAUAUGCGAAAGAAAUGAAGGACUUAUGCAAAGAUCUGUAAUUGCAGAAUUCUUACAAGGUAUAUGUGGUGUAGCUUUAGGAGUAUUUUUAUCACAAUUAUGUGAAAAAGAAUUCACCACAACAUUGGUAGCUAUGGGAAUUGGAUAUCCAGUGUUAUGCGUUAGUGGUAUUAUGUGGCCACUGGAAGGUAUACCAAUUCCAUUUCGUCAAGUCUGUCAAUGUUUACCAUUAACAUAUGGUAUACUGGCUCUACAAGGUGUAAUUGCAAAAGGUUGGGGCAUCGCGCAACCAGAAGUUCUGGUGGGGUUGGCAUCAUUGGGAAGUUGGAUUGCAUUCUUUUUAAUAACAGCCUGGAUAUGCUCUUAUUUUAAACGCCGUUAG